Molecule: messenger RNA, 5285 nt
Organism: Parnassius mnemosyne (clouded apollo)
Lineage: Eukaryota; Metazoa; Arthropoda; Insecta; Lepidoptera; Papilionidae
Source: the annotation of a GenBank genome assembly
GUCUUGCGUUUGGCGUUGGGUGUUACAGACGCGCGCGAAUAAAGUAACAAAACGAAUGAAACACUUCGAGUAAAUAAUUCUAUUAUGUGACAUUUAGUGCUGCGCCCUAAUUUUAAAUUUACCGGUUAUAAUCGAUUUCAGGAAUUUAACUAUCGAUUAUAAUACAAGUUAACGAAAGGUGAAUCUUAAGUGAAUGUGCAGUCUCAUCUAACUAUAAUCGUAAAUGUCAAUCGGCUCAUUAAAUUAUACGGCUACUGAAUAAAUGUUUAUAUUUGCGCAUUUAUAAUUGUAUUUUAACAUAUUGAAAUUAAAACAUAUAAAUCAUUAAGGAUUGUUAUUAUCAAAAAUAAGGUUAAACUUGGCAAAUUAUGAAUGAGUUAGAUUGGUUAAGAAUUUUAAUUUUGUAAUUGAUUAUAACUGUUGAUCUAUUUUACUGUUUCCUAUUAAUAAUUUUAUGGUACAUGCAAAUAUAUGCUAAUUUGGAAUAUAUAUGCAUAUAUGUUUACAUUUUAUUAAACAGUUUAAAAAAUUGUGCUCAUUGUUUUCCAAGUACGUAAAAUCAAUAAAUGAACAUUUUGAAUCAAGUGAAAUACAUCUGUAUUGUUUUUGAUAUUUCAAAAAUAUUUAAGUACCGAGUUUUGAAUACUGUUCACGUUAUACUUUAUAUAAUAAUACAAUACUUAGUGUUUUUAAAGCCCAGGCUAAGGUUGUGUUCCAAGUAACAUAACAUUUAAAUUUUAUGAAUAAAACAUAUCUGCAGAUAAUGAUAUUUUGAAAACUGUGUAUUAGAAUGUGUACUCAAGCAAGUGUCAACAUGGAUUUCAAACAAAUUUCGUUGGUGUGCGUUAUAUUAGCAUGCAUUUACGUCACAUCUGCUCAGAAUGACAAACCUACUGCAAAGAUCCUGCCGACAAAAUUUACGUGUCAGGGCCGCGCUUCCGGCUACUACGCCGAUAUGGACACCGGUUGCCAGGUGUACCACAUGUGCGACGGUCUGGGCCGUCAGUUCAGCUACUCGUGCCCCAACACCACGCUGUUCCAGCAGCGCAUGCUGGUGUGCGACCACUGGUACAUGGUCAAUUGCUCCAAAUCGGAAAGUGACUACGAUGCUAACUUACUCAUUGGGCAACGUGACAAGCCGUUCGUGUCCGAUGAGGACAUGCGAUUCCGGACGCCACGGCCCAAUAUCCUAUCAGUACCGCCCAACAGCAACUAUUACGAAGGACUGAAAGAGGCAGAGACAAAGUAUCCUGUGCACCCGGGGAACAGCAUUGUGGGAAUCGCGGAUUCUAUAACGGAUGCAAACAACAACGAUCUAGACAGCGCCAAACAAAACUUCCGACCACCAACGUCUUGGUCGACCAGAAAUGGAGGCAAAAAUACUGCUUAUAACUUUACUAAUUUUAAUAAAAGCAUUGGGUCCAAUAGUAAAAAGAUUAGAGACAAUACUGAUGAGGUUUCUCAAAGGACUGAACCAGCAUUCGUGCCAACACCCAAUAAGAAUAUCAGAAAUAUUAAUCGAGUUAAAAUUCCGCCUCCUUCCAGAGAACUCAGCCCACCGAUCCCUCCGCCGACUACAGAACAUGAUACUGAGGGCUUAGGUCUCGAUGUCAGAGGGAGAGCAAUCACAGAAGACCCCGUAUUCAAUUUCAUAAAACGCUUCGAUCCAAACACACCGGAUGCCCAUAAAACUUCAAUGACCAAAACGGAAAUUAUAGAACUCAAUAAAGAAUUACCUGCAGGGCAAGUCAGUUCGGAAGAAGAACGUACACCGCGCAAGAAUAAAAACUUCCGUGACACAAUCAAUAAAGUCCUGAACGAUAAAAAGAAAGGCGUUACAGAAAACACAAGAUUUGAUUCAGUACAUGUAAAAUCAGGCAAAACAACCGAAGGGUCAAGUACAUUAGGCGCUACAGGCAAUAGUCAAAUACCAGUGCCUGAUAAGCAUUUGCUGCCUCCAAAGCUCGAGUAUUCACCAGUGCCCUCAACAACGAUGGGCCCGCCGAUAUACUACGAAUGGAAAUGGGCUGUGCCCGCAUUCGAUCUAGAGCCACCAAAAGAAACCAACGUCACUAACACAACGGGUGCACCUCAAAAGAGAACUGCACACGGAAAACGACCUUUCAGUGACGUCACACCACGCACGACAACAUUACCCAACACUCCAGCUCCUUUAAACACUGAGUACAACAUCAGCUCUUACUUUGUCCCAGACUAUAUCUUUCCAUUAGAUAAACCGCAUCCAAGCUACGAAGACGAUAACGCCGAAACUUCUUUCCACGUGAAAGUGGCGAGACCCGGAAGGGCUAGUUAUGGUGAAAACGAGGAAUGCCCUCAAUGCCAUCCAGCUUACCUCAAACCUGGUACUUGCGAACCGUGCAUUGUGAAACGGUAACAAACGAAACGACUGUGUUAAAGCCAUUUAGUUUAAACGGUUACUCGUUAAGAAAUAGCAUGAUAAUCAUGAUAAUUAUGUACUACGUACUAGAAUAGACACCGCAAACAAAUCUGUGUCGGAAACACAGAGUAACUUUUUAUGGCACAGACUAAUUUUAAGCCCGUGGGCGCUAACGCGUGUUGCAAUCAACCAAGUCUCCGCGUCUCUUCAUGUACGCAGUACAUAUUACUUCAAUGAUGACUAUCGAGAUUGUUUCUGAAUAUCAAUGUUAUUAUUUAUUAGGCGGACUUUGUACACUCGAUGAAAUUCGGAUCGGUCAGCCAUUUUAUUAACAAGGAAUGAAAAUCUUAUUCACGCGCAAGGCAUCACAAACAAAUGAAAUAAAUGCCCUAUAUAGUAUAUUAUCUAUGAAAAUGGACUAGGCAUUAAUGCAUUUAGUUGUCAUCUGGGAGUAGGUACUUACGACCAUAAUAUAUUCGUUUAUUAUAGCUUAUCUAAAUUAAGCAACUGUCUCUUUCUAUUUAUCAUUUAGUAAAAAGAGAGAGCAUUUCGUAAAUUGACAUUGAUUUUAAUGAGUAACGCAUAUGAUUUAUGAAAUUACAUAUAUUAGAAACAAAAAAUUAAUACUAUAUUUUAUUUGUGAGAUUGGUAUUUAAUUAGAUAAUUACAAAUAAAGUAAAGAAUAAAGUAAAUAAGGUUUUAUUGCAAAAAAAAAAUUAAAAUCAUUUGUGGAAACGCAAAUAAACAUCCGCGUAAAGAAUUGUUCAAGUUAUGUAUUAUUUAUAAUUACUCGUUAAUAUACAUGUAUGCAUAAACCAAACGUUACAUUACCAGAUUUUUAAACAAAAAUUAUGACCAGUUAUAAUAAUAAAUUUAAAUAAUCGCUUUGUGAUUGAAAUGCUGUUUUUAACACUAUAUUCAUAAAAUUAGAAAUAUUGUAUUGUUCAUUUCCAUUUUUGUUUUAAUACACAGAGGAUCAGACAGAUCAGAAUAGCAGUCUAUUACAAAUAUAUUCAAAUAUGUCUAAAGUUGAACGAGACACGAAAAAAAUUGAUUUUCAUGUUAUUUUAUGAAGGUCGUCGAGGUCAAGGUCAGUACGCCGAGUGACAAAGUCCUGCAUGUUGAGGCUAGGCUUUGCAAAUAGGAUAUUAUUUGUUAGACUCACGCUUUAUAGAUUGCUCUCUCUUUAUGGAUUUUCGUUUGGAGAGCGUCGCAGAAAAUUUAAUAUUAAAAAUAUGCUCUAAGUUGCAUUGUCCGGUUUCCCGUCGUCAAAUAAUAACUAUUACGUCCCGUAGCGCUCUAUAAUUUCGACGGCCGUAUGUUGCAUUAAAAUUAUCUUUCAAAUUAAACUGUGUAUAGGAUUCCCACAAUUUCGUCAUUUUACUUCACUAUUUCAUGAGAAGUGGAAAAAAAUUGGGUUCCCGAGGUUAUUCUAUGCUAAAUAUUUAUCAGCGUUAUAUUUCAAUAAUUUUAUCUCAACUAACAGCACGAUUUAGAAUUUUUGGUCAGUGGCCAUUACGGGAACUUUUGUAAAAUUGAUAAUUAUUAUAGAAGAUCUAGAUAGCGUCUAUAUAGCGUUAGCCUUAAUAUUUGCAAUUUUUUUUUGUCUUGCAACUUAUCUAAUGUCAAUUAUUUAAAAAAAACCUCAACAAAUUAGGUAAAAUGAAAUUUUGGCAUCUCUUUAUAUUAGUCUUUCGUAACUUAUUAACUUAGUACAAAAUACCUAAGUAAUUAAAUUGUUGAUAAAAUGUUUCAUUAUAAGUAUAAUUAUUAAAAAAAUUACAUUUUAAAACUAUUUUUUUUUUUUACUUUUCAAAUGUUUAAGAAUUAGCAAAGAUUCAGUCCACCCAAGCCAAUGUUAUUUUACUUUUAGUUUAAGGAUAUUGUUGUAUAAAAUAUAUUUUAAUUAAAAAAAAAUAGAGUCUGUGCGGAAAGAGAACUGACGUGCGUUUUAAGGGCGCUUGUAGCGUUUUUGUUUUAAUAUUUUCACAAGCGACCUUUGAAGAUUGAUUGUAUUUAAACUAUUUUUAUAUGAUUGUACAUUUUAAAGAUUUAUUUUACAAUUUUAAUCUUGUUUUACUACUUCGCCACAACGCUUUGCUUUCUGAACAGACUCUACUAACCAUAUGCUGAUGCGUAGUGCGUGAACAUUGUAUGUUACGGCUAAAAGCCGAAGUGGGGUUACUCCUAGGUUUAGCCAGCUACAACAGGGUAUAACCAAUUGUGGUUUGGUUAAAGUCAGGUGUAUUCGAUUUAUUCUUUGCUAAACUGUGUGGCCGGUUGCUUUCACGAAGACCAAGGUAUAGUAAAAUCCGAAUAUUUUUUGUUAAAAACGAAACUAGGAUAUUCUUCUGUAUCGGGGAGGCAGUUUAGACAAACAUUCAGACCAGGAAGAAUUAUUUAUAGGCCAUACAAAUACUUUCACCGUGUGAGAUUCGGUCCUGCGGCCCUCAGCGCCUCAACUCAUUGCCGCCACGGAGCCUUCAAUUAAAUAAUAAUUAAACUGAAUACAUGACUUAUACUUUGUCAAAAAUACUAAAGCACUUAUCAAGUAAUAUUAGCGACAAUAGGUUAACAACUACGACCUGUUAAAUUUGUCAAAUGAAAGCACUUACCAAGUUAUAUCAGCAAGAGUAGGUUAAGGUUCGGCUGUCCACGGGCCACCGCAAAGCCUUUUUAUUAUUUAUACGGACAAAUCGAAUACAUCUUUAACCAACCGCAAUAAAUUGCAAUCGGCUGCAUCUAUUUGUAGCCGGCUAAACUUAGAUGUAACCGAUCUUCGGCUUUUCGCCGUCAAUAUAUUUAUAUUUUGUAUAUUUUUAUACAUACGUAGUACGUCGUAACGUAGGCAUGUUGUAACUAAUUAAUACACAUAUAUUUUAAGAGU